Molecule: messenger RNA, 820 nt
Organism: Orussus abietinus
Lineage: Eukaryota; Metazoa; Arthropoda; Insecta; Hymenoptera; Orussidae
Product: transcription initiation factor TFIID subunit 10
Exons: 5
Coding region: 256-639 (127 amino acids)
Biological process (GO): transcription initiation at RNA polymerase II promoter
Cellular component (GO): SAGA complex; transcription factor TFIID complex; nucleus
Molecular function (GO): promoter-specific chromatin binding; RNA polymerase II general transcription initiation factor activity
Source: RefSeq, a predicted model, not a curated record
UCACCCAACAAUUAAAGCCAUUCUGUUUACUGAAAAUCUGGUGGUCCAAUGCGAAGUCUAUAUAUAUAUAUAUAUAUAUGGCUAACUACGGUCUCCCCACUCCUCUCGGAGAAAGAAUACACGGAUCGAGUAAUUUUCUAUAGUGAUUUCAAUUAAACAAGUAAUAACGAGUUGUUUCUCACAAUACAUUUACUGACAAGAGUAUUUAUCCAAGACUUCAUCCUUAGUUGUAGAGAUAGAAUAAACGUCCCCGAUAUGGCUGAAAACUACGGUAGAGAUACACCUCCGAUGUAUUCUCCAAACGAGGAAACAAAAACAGCAGGACAGCCGCUAUCUGACUUUCUACUGCAAUUAGAAGAUUAUACCCCAACGGUACCUGACGCUAUUAGUGAACAUUACUUGCAUACUGCAGGUUUCAAUACAACCGAUCCAAGAAUAGUACGAUUAGUAUCUUUGGCAGCACAAAAGUUCAUUUCCGAAAUUGCCAAUGACGCGCUACAGCAUUGUAAGACAAGAGGUGCAAAUCAGAAUACAAAAACAAAGGGCAAGGAUCGACGUUACACCUUAACAAUGGAAGAUUUAACACCUGCUGUUGCCGAGUAUGGCAUUAUAGUGAAGAAGCCUCAUUACUUUGUUUAAUCCUGCAAUUCAAUGUUCUUGAAACAGAUAUUUGUACACUCCUUGUAAUAUCUACGAUGCAAUGACCGCAGUACCCUUUUUCUUGUAUCUACAUUUACAGACCAGUGGUUUUGAAAAACCAUGGGAACUACUAUCAUUAUUGUAUCAUUUAUCUUUCAUCAAAGUUUAAUUCAUUCCUUAA